CGAGCAAUGAGAGCGAGAAGGGCUCAUCGUGGUAGUACUGAUUGCGGCAACCAGCUUCCAAAGUGAAGAGGACCAUAAUCUGGUGGCAUUGUCCCCCGUCCCAGGCAGGAUGCAAACUAUGGCUAUAUCAUGAGAGAGAGCUGCGAGCUUGCGUCCGUUCCAGGCAUAGCCACGGGAGUCAAGCUUCAGUUUCAACCUUUUUCACAGAAGCAAUUAAAUUAUGCUCAGAGUUCCUACCUUAGAGCCCAGGAGGGCUUGUUGAUAGGACCGACCAGUACCAUUGGAAGCCAGCCUUGCACUGGAUUGGUGAAUCAAGUGCAUCUAACGGCAACAUACAUGCAUUCCUUCUCACCCCCGCUCCUCGCAUACACAUCUAUCCCGCUUUUCCCAAAACGAGCCAGGACAUUUUCGUCUCCCACGGUUCCCGUGGAGACCCAUCAGGACCUGUGGUUCGGCCGGAUAUUAGAUCCUACCAUUGAUGGACGGAGGACUUAGAUCUGAAAUUACACUGUUGACGGAUGUCCUACACGUGAUUAACCUUUUGUUUCGAUUCUUUCCCAUCUUGCUUCUCAGUAUGAUUGCCGUCGGUGCCAUAGCGGUGCCAAGCAGGGCACAUUAUUACCCAGUACCAACGAUGCAGAGACACUAAGGGUUCUGCAGGGACAUUCUUCAGUCAUGUGUCAAAGUGGUUUCCUACUGAGAUACAUAUCAUUCAAAGAUCUGUCCUUAACGGAGCGUUGGAAUAUUAAAAUCGGGUCUUCCAGUGAGGAUUUCGGUUCUUCUGAACCGGAAGUUCCUUUUGCAUCUCUCCCCUUAGCUACUAUUCGGUUUCUUUGUGAAACGGAUUUUCGUCUGAUUUGUCGGGAGCAAAUGCUUAUCUGUUUGUUGGAGAUCUCUGACAUAUUUAUCAAAUAUUUCAUAUGUAGUUUGUCCUUUCGUAUACAUUGAAAUUUAUUAUGAGACAAAA
Messenger RNA from Coccidioides immitis RS, 967 nucleotides. RefSeq lists its product as uncharacterized. The coding region runs from base 130 to 495 and encodes 121 amino acids. The record is from RefSeq and is a predicted model, not a curated record. NCBI's taxonomy places the organism in Eukaryota, Fungi, Ascomycota, Eurotiomycetes, Onygenales, Onygenaceae. The transcript has 2 exons.